AUGUCAUCAGCUUCGCCCGCUGCCUUGCUAUCAGAGCCUUCUGAUAAGCUCUCGAGACCUGCUUCACCCGACUCUCCCGUUCCCGCGAAGCGUGCAUUGGAUCGCUCACCCUCUGGUCGGGCUGGCAAGCGCGCCAAGGGUCGCACAAACAAAUGCACUUGGAACGAGGCGCGUGACCCUUAUGAAGAGAGAGGAGAGAAAGCUCGCGAUAACUCAUAUCACGAAAUUUGGUAUUGCAAGCACUGUGACUCCACGAAAAAGCCCAAUUCCGUGACAACGAACCUGAGCCGAGCCCGCAAACACCUGCGGGACUUUCAUGGCAUCCGGGUUGUAGAGCAGCUAGAAAGGUCAGAUCUGAAGAAGCAGCAACAUGGCACCAUUAUGGAUAUGUUUGGAACGCAGGAGGAACGUCAAGCCAAUCGAGACCUUGUUGAGGAAAAGUAUUUGGCAAAUGCCAUUAACAUUCCUCAGUCCCACCAGCUACCAUGGUUGUCACAAGCUCAGAUAGACAUGGCAAACCAACUUUGGCCCAGCCAGGUAAUAGAGAAUGGGUUUCCAUGA
Messenger RNA from Metarhizium robertsii ARSEF 23, 561 nucleotides. RefSeq lists its product as uncharacterized. Lineage: Eukaryota; Fungi; Ascomycota; Sordariomycetes; Hypocreales; Clavicipitaceae. The record is from RefSeq and is a predicted model, not a curated record. Bases 1 to 561 code for a protein of 186 amino acids. The transcript has a single exon.